CCUCGAGGCGUAAUUCGCAGGAUCCUCUUGAACACGCCCCGUAAGUACGUAGUUUCUGAGGACGUAGUCCCUCCACGUCUCACUGGCCCUGCCACAGCCGGUAACGAAAUAGGAAGAUGGCUGCGGUGGAGCGUCCGCCAGUGAAAGAGGGAGUACGGAUUGGGCUUCUGUGUGUUUGCUGGUAUACAGUCAGUUCGGGGGGCAACGUCGUCAACAAAAUCAUUUUAAAUGGAUUUCCUUAUCCCGUCACCGUCUCUCUCUUCCACAUUUUCUCCAUUGUCAUCUUCUUGCCCCCGCUGUUGCGUGCUUGGGGUGUCCCGAAAACAGAACUACCAGCCAGAUACUAUCGGUGGUAUAUCAUACCACUGGCCUUUGGGAAAUACUUCGCUUCUGUCUCUGCCCAUUUCAGCAUAUGGAAAGUGCCUGUGUCCUAUGCGCAUACUGUCAAGGCAACCAUGCCAAUCUGGGUUGUCCUGUUAUCAAGAAUCAUCAUGAAGGAGAAGCAGAGCACCAAGGUGUAUGUGUCGCUUGUCCCGAUCAUCGGGGGUGUGCUGCUGGCCACGGUCACUGAGCUCUCCUUUGAUCUGUCAGGACUCCUCAGCGCUCUGGCUGCCACAAUCUGCUUCUCCCUGCAAAAUAUCUUCUCCAAGAAGGUGUUGCGGGACACCAGAAUCCACCACCUGCGGCUGCUCAACACGCUCGGCUUCAACGCGGUCAUGUUCAUGCUGCCCACCUGGAUCCUGGUGGAUCUCUCCUCCUUCUUGGUUGAUAAUGAUGUGGCCGAGAUGAGCAGCUGGACGGGGACACUGAUGCUGCUGGUGAUCAGCGGCUUCUGUAACUUCGCUCAGAACGUCAUCGCCUUCAGCGUCCUGAACCUCGUCAGCCCGCUCAGCUACGCCGUGGCCAACGCCACCAAGAGGAUCAUGGUCAUCACCAUCUCUCUGCUCAUGCUCAGAAACCCUGUCAACUCCACCAACGUCAUGGGCAUGUUGACCGCCAUCCUGGGGGUCUUCCUGUACAAUAAGGCGAAGUAUGACGCCAACAAGGAAGCCAAGAAGUUGCUGCCGGUGUCCAAACAGGAUAUGGGAGGGUUUGACCAUAUAGGGGGGGACAAGCCUCAGUCCAACGGUUCAGUGCCUUUCACACAAGGUUCAGACUCGCUGUACGGACGCAGCAACGUACUAACCGACCACUUUCAGUACAGCCGGCAGGCCUACACGACGAACUACGGAGCCAACCAGUACGUUGUGUGAUGUCUGAUGGACGUCCAUUUCAGCACAAGCUACUGACGAGCUGCCUUGAGGGGGCAGCGCUCUUCAACAUCCUGCUUUGUAGAAAGACGGGUGGCACUGGGGGAAAGGCGUUGUCCUUACAGCAUGGGGGUACUUAGACUUCAUUAGUCUGCAAACUGUAACAUUUCCUAAGGUUUAUUAUUUAUUUAUUGUACAAUGGACAUUGGGUUUACUUUUAUCUUAAAUCUAUGUGCAACAUAAUUGUUACAAUGGGUAAAGGUCUGUAAGUGGGAGAGACUUAUUUUAACGUCAAUAGAAUGUAAUUAAUCAAGGAUUUUUUUGCACCUCUGCGUUUCUAAAGGCGAAGCCAUGCUGAAAAUGACUGACCAUUAUUUCUAAGCGCUGCCCUGUAGCAGGAGCAGGAAUGUUGUCUGUCGACCGGUUCUGUUGCUAACACGAAGGUCUGGAUUUGGGCACAGCGCUGGGAGGCUCAAACUCCAAUAUAAUGUUUCUGAUCUCAACUGCUUGUUAAAAUAUGCUUGUUAAUGUUUUUUGUUUUGUUUGUUUAGUUGGUUGGUUUUGUUCAUUUUGAAAAUUGUAAGCGGUACAGAGGGUAUGUAAUUAAAUCAUCUUGGGUGGGUUUUUAUAGAUCUGCUUAUCUGCAAAUCAGAACACUGACUGUAGAUUUACUGUCGCGGUUGGCUAAUGCAGCUUUAAUAUUACCUUGUGACCUGCUCCACCCGAGUGAGUCAAGGGGGGGUAUUCCAAGUACGUGGUACGUGGUAGGAGGUUUACCAAGUUGGUAAACCUCCUAAUAGAAGAGCUGUAUGGCUUCAUUCUCAUAACAAAACAAUGCCACAGGGCUUUUUAGAGUUUACUUACCUAGGUUUGCCACUAAACCACGUACUUGGAAUACCUCCCUGGAUAUGUUGACGUGGAUAAGCUCAGUGAGUUCCCUUAGACUCACUUUUUAAUUUGUGCCAAGAGUAUUUCUUAAAAAGACUAUUGAAAUCACAAUAAGUGGUAGAACUUGAUAUGAUAAAGAUGGAACUAGGUCAUCCUGCGUCAUAGCCAUAUCAAAUCAAAAGUCCAAAGUGAAAUAUCACCCAUUCAAAUUUAUACACAAAAAUCAGUCUCUUAAGACAGGUGGCUACAUUCCGCCUUUGAAGCAUUUAUAUGAGGGAAGAUCCAAUCAGAUCUGAGAAAGCUCUCUGCAUUAUUUUUAAACAGUUGUGACAUCCCACAGUUUGUGCUGACCUCAGCUGAAUCCGUCACGUUUGGCCUGUGAAGUCUCUGUGUUGGUCAGCAAACAUGGUGGAGUUGUGGUUGGGGUCAUCACUGCCUCUCUGACUGUAAUAUGGGACUUUUACAUCCCUGGACACCUCUGAGCCUUCUGCUGAAUUUGUCGUCGAAAUAAAGAGGCGAGACGUCCUUCCGGAAGCUGCACAGCAGACCAGGUCAGCAGGGCUCGGACUGACUGGCAUGAUUAGAAAUCUUGCUAACCCCGCAUCUUCAUCAUUUUCAUCAUUAUCAUCAUCAUCUUCAUGGAGAGUCAUUCACAAGCAUUUAUUCCUUCUCCAUGCAGGGCAGAUUGAAGUCUUAUUUCAACACCAGCAUGGAUGCAGACGAGAAGGGGUUUUAGCAUUUUAGCUGAAAGGCUGUGGAGAGAUGCCGUCUCGGAGUGUUAAGAAAGUAUACUUCCCCAUAGAUUGCAGUUAUCUCUCUCUUUCACUCUUUGUUUCACACACACGCACACAAAUGUAAUCUGUCCUCUAAAAAUGAGAUCUUUUUUGAGUGUUUGCACCAAUUACCUGUGCAUGGACCAUUUCCAGUCUGUGCUGACUUUUGCACCCAUCUCUGUCCAACUAAAGGGAUACUGUAUCAA
This is a messenger RNA of Alosa sapidissima (American shad), 3117 nucleotides long. It is a transcript of the gene slc35e1, whose product is annotated as solute carrier family 35 member E1. Gene Ontology annotation, molecular function: antiporter activity. The record is from RefSeq and is a predicted model, not a curated record. The transcript has 6 exons. Lineage: Eukaryota; Metazoa; Chordata; Actinopteri; Clupeiformes; Clupeidae. Gene Ontology annotation, cellular component: Golgi apparatus. Bases 117 to 1253 code for a protein of 378 amino acids.